CCGGCGGGCGGCGACGGACUCCAUUUCCCGCCGCGCCCCGCGGGCGCAGGCGCAGGCGCAGUGGCGGCUGGGCGCUGUGGCGGGCGGGCGGCCGGGGCGAUGAGGCGGCGGGGCGCGGUGCAGCGGAAGGUGCCGUGUCUGUUCGUGACCGAGGUGAAGGAGGAGCCGUCGGCCAAGCGGGAGCGCCAGCCAUUUAAAGUUUUGGCAACUGAAGCUAUAACCGGGAAGGCGUUAGAGGCAGAUAUAUACAAUGCAAUCCCUACUGAAAAGGUGGACGGAACCUGCUGUUACGUAACUACCUAUAAAGGACAACCCUAUCUAUGGGCCAGGAUGGAUCGAAAACCCAACAAGCAAGCUGAAAAAAGGUUUAAACGAUUCUUGUAUUCAUUGGAAGAUUGCAAAGAAUUUGUUUGGAAUGUUGAAGAGGAUUUCAAGCCUGUUCCAGAUACCUGGAUUCCAGCAAAGGACAUAGAGUUCUGUAAUGGCAAUCCUUUGCCCGAUGAGAAUGGACAUAUGCCAGGUUGGGUGCCUGUGGAGAAAAAUAGUAAGCAGUAUUGCUGGCACUCAUCUGUUGUAAAUUAUGAGGCUGAAAUAGCGCUGGUAUUGAAACACCAUGCUGACCCAGGGCUUCUGGAAAUCAGUCCAGUGCCGUUAUCGGAAAUUUUAGAACAAACAUUGGAGCUUAUUGGGACUAAUAUUAAUGCAAAUCCAUAUGGAUUAGGAAGCAAGAAGCAGCCUGUACAUCUUCUUGUACCACAUGGAGCAUUUGAAAUAAAGAAUCCACCUACUUUGAAACAAACUGACAUAGUGUCUUGGUUUGAAGGCUGCAGUGAGGGUAAAGUUGAAGGAAUUGUGUGGCACUGCCGUGAUGGGUGUUUAAUCAAGCUCCAUCGCCAUCAUCUUGGUUUACACUGGCCACUUGCAGAGACAUACCUGAAUUCUCAGCCCGUUGUAAUUUCUUUUAAUAGAACUAAAUAUGACUGUGACUUUGAACCAAAGAGUUUGUUUCACCGUUUUUCAAACUUGGAUGGUCAAAGAUUUGACAGACUCAAAGAUAUCAAGUUUGAUGCUUGAAAUGAUUUUUCUCUUUUAAGAUGAUCCUGGCAACUCACCUUUAAUUGCAGUUUUUCCAACUCUGAGGCUUUCAACUGUGUCUGAAGGUCAGCUAUUUCUGUCAUUAACUUGUCAUUUUUAUCCUUCUCUACAAUUUCAUUAUGUCCUGCAAAAAUAAUGAUAAUUUGUUAUGAAAUUUAAGGUAGUGAAAAAUCAAUGACAUGAAUAAUCUUGUUACAGUAACUGCAUCUCUUGAAAGCUGAAACAGUUAAAGCGUGUAAACUCAAUUGGGAUCAACAGCCACCAAAAAUUCAAGUCAUCUGGGCUUUUCUUUAGUUCUUGUACAAAUUCGGUGGUGGUGUCUAGUUCCUGUGAUUGAAUGCAGUACUCCAGUGGCCAGUGUAUUAGCACACUUCUGAGAAAUAUGACAUGUAUGGUUUCUCUGAAUUAAAUGCAGGAAAUUUGGAAAUAACAUAGUAUAAGGAUCUUGUUAAUUGUAUUCAUAAUUUCAAGAGGGUUGUUGUUUUGUUUUGUUUUGGGUUUUUUUCCCAGUCGUGGCAAUGUGCUGCUCUCUAGUGCUCUGCUUUUCCUGUGGGACUGAUGCCUGCUAAGUCUUAAAUCAUUCACAGAGCUGGUAUCUGGAAAGAGACGUUCUCUGGCAGCUUGGAAGCCAAGGCAAAAGGGGUAGGCAAGAGGGUUUCGGUGAAUGACUGACAUCUUGCAAGCAGUCUUUUGAGAUUUAUAAAGCAAAGGGCAGCAUGAACUAUGCAUCUUCUUGGAGGGGGAAAUCUUACAAAGAUUACAGCCCCUUGUUCAAGAUAAUUAAUUAUGGAGAUUUUUACUAACACUUCUCUAUAAAAAGCUUGUAUAAGUACUCAAAAAUCCAAGACCGUAGUCUGCUCCAGUUUACAGUACUCUGGCAUAAUAUUAUUCAAAUAAUUCCAUAGGUUUAUUAUGAUUUUGUACACACAUAUUAAGUAAAAAUAGUUUUAGGCAUUGAAAAUGAUUACCGGCUGCAGGACCUUCACUUGUGUAUGUGUGUACAUGGUGCUUAUAAUCUUCCACCUGGUGAGCUAGUUCUGCUUUUUCUUUCUCUAACCGAUUAUUAGUUAAUCUGGAAUAUAAAACAGUUUUAGAAUAAUUUUUAAAAAAAUAUUAAAAUAUUUUGGAAUAUAAAAUAUAUAACUAAAAAUCGCAAUGGCCGUUUCCUGAUCAUUCUUAUUUCAUGUAUAUUGGCUGAGGUAUUUAUUUAGUUAUUUAAAAGUACAUUACCUUAAAAGCUGAAGCUCCCUGAUGAGGCUUUGCUCUGUCCUUGCACCUUCAGGAAAGUGUUUGUGAAGCUCAACCUUAGAAGAAAAAGUAAGAAAGUUUUACUGUUGAAAACAGUAUCCGUGGAUAAUGCAGUUCAGAUGGAGUUCUCUUUGAUACAGGAUUAAAAAACAAAUGAAAAUAAUACUAAGGAUAUAACCAAGUACUAGGUUAUCACAGAAAAAACCCCAAGUGUUCACCUAGUAACAGUUUCCACAGAGCUAAUUAUCUACAGCCUUUUUAAAGUUAGUAUACAUCACUGCUACAUAUUUCAUGAAGGGUGAAGAAAAAAGUAUUCAAAAGUUAGAUUUACAAAGAAAGUUAAGACACAUAGCUACAUUAGUAUAAUUUAUACACAUGCUUAAGGAAGUGAUACGCGUAAAUCAUUUAAGUGCUUUAAAAAUACUACUGAUGUGCUUAUUUGCAUACCUAGGUGUCCAAGUUCCUUUUUUAACAGAAUAUGAAAAACCUGUGAUUUUGCAAUGAAAACCCCAAUGUGUGUAUGUUGACUAGAAAUGACCUGCAGUUUUUAGAACAGGUCCCUGACCAGAGAGGGCACUGGCCUCUGGAAGUGCCUUUCAGUAGAAGAUGCAGGAGCAAAAAAUUAGUGGUUUAGAUGUGAGACUAUAUACAGUUUUUGAAUGCAGUGACAAUUUAUAAAUUCUCGUAAGGCUACUGUUAGUGAUAGGCUUCUGUUCUGUUAUUACCCAAAAUGGUAAGGAUUUGGGUUUUUUCCACAAUCUUUGAAAUGUAGUUAACCAUGAUCACAUCCCUUCAUCAGUAUUUGAGACACAAAAGAAACUGGAAAGUGUGUUGCUCCAGAGUAAUAUCACAUAAUGAAAUAAUUUUAUCUCUCUGUUAAUUUUGCUGCUGGUACACACUUCACGUUAAUAAUGCUGACUUCAGAAAAGGGAAAACAAGCAAAAACUAACAAAAUAACUGUUUUAUAGGACUCAAUUCCAAGUUCUAUUUAUUGAACACAUUUACUUGCUUACAUAAUAUAUAUGACUUCCUAUAUUGAAAGUUGUGUAUUCAAUACCUUACACUGAGAAUGGCCAGUACAAGAUGCCUGGGGAAGAAAACCAUGCACGUAUUAAUAAAUGAGAAGAUGGAAGCUAAUCUAGGUGGAUGGUCACAGGGCUACAUCUGGGGAGUACUUAAAGGCCAAAAUUUGAUACAUCUUUUCAAGGGUACCUGAGUUUAAAAUUCAUCAACUCUUCCAUGUGUGAAAUAACAUUUGUAAGACUUAUUAGGGACUGCAUGUAAGAGGCCAUAUGGGAAACAGCCAUGAAGAUCCCCUCUAGGAUGGCAAAGUCAAUCCCCCAAAAAAGACCUGGAAGGAAGAGGGAAGUCCCUGCAGCAAACUUGCUCUGUGGAACAAGCUAGAAAGAUUUUAAGACCAUUUGAAGCAUCUGUGCCUACAGGCUUUCAUGGGAUCAAUGAAACUAUAAUAACAAAACCCUACAGAAGAAUACAGUAGAAAAAGAUUAAUUUUCCCCUAAGACUGCAUAGAAUAGUCUAUGAGUAUAUUGACAAUAUGUGGUAAACCUUAUUAAUUGGCUAAAAUAUGUAAAUGUACAAUUAGGGCAACUAGGACUGAAAAAACCUAUAAAAGCAUGGAUUAGAGAAAAAAAAUGUACUCUGCCAAUAUAGACAUUAGAAAGAAAUUAAUAUUAAGCAAUGUAUUCUCAGAGUCAUCUGGCUAAAUUUUACUCACUUGUUCUUUUAGAUCUUGUACGUUUUUAUCAGCCUCAUGUUCACGUUCUGUUGCUUCCUGAAGCAGCCGUUUAAGGUCAGCAAUGCUUUGGUUUUUUUUAGCAAUAUCCAUUUCCAUUUCCUUCAUCUUCGUUUCAUGCAUUCUGGUAGUAUUUUUAUUUAGAAAAAGAUAAGAGCAAAAGCUGAUACUUUGAAGAAGUAGAGAUUCAAAUAUCUUUAGGAGAUUAAAUGCCAUAAAAUACACCCUAAAAUAUGUUUGAGGCAUUGGCCUUGAAAUAAUCACUGGUUAUUAUUAAGUUUAUAAGUGAGCUGAAAGAAGCAUAAUGAAAAAUACAUUUUUAAUCUUAGAAUAAAGGCUUUUCCAAAUGUUA
Aquila chrysaetos chrysaetos is the source of this 4448-nucleotide messenger RNA. It is a transcript of the gene RLIG1, whose product is annotated as chromosome 26 C12orf29 homolog. Gene Ontology annotation, biological process: response to reactive oxygen species. The record is from RefSeq and is a predicted model, not a curated record. Gene Ontology annotation, molecular function: RNA ligase (ATP) activity. The transcript has 8 exons. Lineage: Eukaryota; Metazoa; Chordata; Aves; Accipitriformes; Accipitridae. Bases 100 to 1074 code for a protein of 324 amino acids.